GUGGCAGGCGAUCCGUGGCCGCGGGGCCAUCCCUCACCCGGCCAGGCUUUGCGGGCGGCCAGGGAAAGGGGCUUUCUCCUUCGGCGGCUCUUUUCCCGCGAGGCCGGCCCACGCGAGGGGCCCUUGGAGGGGUCUCGAGGCACCCGGGGAGGGAGAGGAGCAGAGGAGCGGAGGAAGAGAGCGAGAAGAACGCCGAGUCGUGCGGAAAGCUCGGGCUCCAUCGCGGAUUCACCCCCGUUCAUAGGGCUCGGAGACUUCAACCCACCCGCCCUUGACCUUGACUCGGAGGGGAGGCGCCGAAAGAAGACCGGAGCCCCCCGGCUCUCUCCAGCCCGAGCAAGUGCAAAGCUGGACAAGAAAGCAAGCCGAGCCCAAGGCUUCUUUCCGAAGGAGUCCGCGCCCCGGACUCUCCCGCGGGAGGCAGCGGAGGAGGAAGGCAGGGAAGCGGAGGGGCAGCCCCGGGCCCUACUAUGCCAGUGAGGCCCCCCGCCAGGCCUCUUCCUCGUCCUCGUCCUCGUCCUCUUCGGAUCCGCCAUGAAGGAGAAGUCCAAGAACGCGGCCAAGACGCGGCGCGAGAAGGAGAACGGGGAGUUCUACGAGCUGGCCAAGCUGCUCCCCUUGCCCUCGGCCAUCACCUCGCAGCUCGACAAGGCCUCCAUCAUCCGCCUCACCACCAGCUACCUGAAGAUGAGGGCCGUCUUCCCGGAGGGUCUUGGAGAUGCCUGGGGACAGCCGAGUCGGUUAGGCCCCUUGGAUAAUGUGGCCAAGGAGCUGGGCUCGCAUUUGCUUCAGACUCUGGAUGGAUUUGUUUUUGUGGUAGCAUCUGAUGGCAAAAUAAUGUAUAUCUCAGAAACAGCUUCUGUCCAUCUAGGUUUAUCUCAGGUGGAACUCACUGGUAAUAGUAUUUAUGAAUACAUACACCCAUCAGACCAUGAUGAAAUGACAGCAGUGCUAACAGCUCAUCAACCUCUUCAUCCUCAUCUUUUGCAAGAGUAUGAAAUAGAAAGAUCUUUUUUUCUGCGCAUGAAAUGUGUCUUGGCCAAGAGGAAUGCAGGACUGACAUGCAGUGGUUACAAGGUGAUCCACUGCAGCGGCUAUUUGAAGAUACGACAGUACAUGUUGGAUAUGUCUUUGUACGAUACCUGUUACCAAAUUGUUGGUCUGGUUGCUGUAGGUCAAUCAUUACCUCCCAGUGCAAUCACCGAGAUAAAGCUUCAUAGUAAUAUGUUUAUGUUCAGAGCAAGCCUGGACCUAAAACUAAUAUUUCUGGAUUCUAGAGUGACUGAAUUGACUGGAUAUGAGCCACAGGACCUGAUAGAGAAAACUCUCUACCACCAUGUACACGGAUGUGAUGUAUUUCAUUUACGAUACGCUCACCAUCUCUUGUUGGUGAAAGGACAAGUCACAACCAAGUACUAUCGAUUGCUAUCAAAGAAUGGUGGCUGGGUUUGGAUCCAGAGUUAUGCCACCAUUGUCCACAACAGCCGUUCAUCACGACCUCACUGCAUCGUGAGUGUCAAUUAUGUACUAACAGAUAUAGAAUAUAAGGAACUUCCAUUAUCAUUGGACCAGGUCACAAUUUCUAAAUCACAGUUCUCAUGUAGAAACUCAGUAUCUACCUCACAAGAAACAAGAAAAGCAACAAAACCUAAAAGUAAUAAAAUGAAGACAAAACUCAGAACAACUCCAUAUCCACAGCAGCAAUACAGCUCCUUCCAGACAGACAAACUGGAAUGUAGCCAGGUUGGAAGCUGGAGAUCCAGCUCCACAGCAAAUUCUGCCACUGUCCAAGAACAAGCCUUCCAUUCAGAAAACAGCGAACUUUUAUAUACUCCAUCGUACAGCUUACCAUUCCCUUACCAUUAUGGACCCUUCCCCGUAGACCCUCAUGUAUUCAGUAGCAAAAAACAAAUGCUGCCUUCUAAAUUUGGGCAGACUCAAGGAACACCUUGCGAAGUAGCUCGGUUUUUCUUAAGUACAUUACAGACAAGUGGAGAGUGCCAAUGGCACUAUGCCAAUUCUCUUAUACCAGGCAGCCAAUCGCCAUCUAAAAGCCCUUCUGAUCAAUCAGCAAGCAACGUACGCCACAAUCUCUUACCAGGCUAUGAAGUGCCGCUGUCACACAGACGAUACAGCCAAGAAGAAGGUAUAUCUGACAGUUUCUCAAGUUGUCCCACACUAACACCAAGUAAUCGAUACAAGGAAGAGAUCUAUGAUUCCAGCAUUAUAAAACAUAGCAAAAUGGAAAGCAGAAUAUAUCCAGCACAUCACCAUCUGAUCAAAGAAGAAAAUAAGCUAGCUUUCAACAGAGAAGUACAAGACAAAAAUGUCAAUGAAAAGCCCUUUUCAAACUCAUUAACUAACUCUUUUUUGUCCAAAUCAGAAUGUUUCCAAGCUAAAUCUAUUGGACCAUUAAGCCAUCUUCUCCCAGUUCCAACAGUUUAUGAACAAACAAGAAGAAUGUGUACAAAAGAGCCCAAAUAUGAGCAUGUUGCCCAUCACUCUUCAAAUAUGGGUGAGCUGGCAGCAGACAAUAGAAUGCCAGUUAAGCUUGACCAAGACUCUGAACAUGAUCACACAGUUGAUAUGAGGCACACAGGACAAGUCCCAUUUGUUCUUCUGAACUACCACCGGGUUUUGGCCAAACAUGGCACAUUUCAAACAUCCUCGUGCACUGCCACAGAACACAGAGCAGAAACUUACGGACACAGUUCUGAAGAAGUAAAUAUGUUUUACAAAAACCAAAGUCCCUCAUCUGCCUCUUCCCCUGAGACUCACAAGGAACCUGCACUUCCUCAUUAUAUUGGAACUUCUGUAAUAAUAGCCAAUGGAAGGUGACAGUCAUGGAACAAUUUUAAACUAACUGAUUAAACAAUUGUUUCCAAAAAUGCGAACCUACACACACAGUAAGCAUGGUAAAAGUCAGCUGAGACACAAACUUGCAUGUGUUCUUGGCAAGCCAUGUUGAACAGUACUUCUAAGGUCAGGAAAAAAUGUAUCUAAGCUUCAGUGAUUUAUUGUUACAGAUUAAUCUCUGUAGUUGAUUCUCCCAGUAAUCAUUCAUUCGACAAAUCAAUUUUGUUAUUUUGCAGGUUUACUACUUAUAGUUCAUUUACCAACACAAAGAUUUACUAUGUUUUCUUGUAAAAUACAUUUCCAAAAUCCUUUGGAUCAAAAA
Messenger RNA from Anolis carolinensis (green anole), 3178 nucleotides. RefSeq names its product SIM bHLH transcription factor 2 (gene sim2). The record is from RefSeq and is a predicted model, not a curated record. Gene Ontology annotation, molecular function: DNA-binding transcription factor activity, RNA polymerase II-specific; protein dimerization activity; RNA polymerase II transcription regulatory region sequence-specific DNA binding. Gene Ontology annotation, biological process: regulation of transcription by RNA polymerase II. The coding region runs from base 535 to 2838 and encodes 767 amino acids. Lineage: Eukaryota; Metazoa; Chordata; Lepidosauria; Squamata; Anolidae. The transcript has 11 exons.